CGCUUCCCCUGCUUUAUCAAAUGGAAUCAAAGAACUCUUCAAAUUCUGUCCACCCAUAAAAUCCAAACAUUUCAAAAAUGCAAAAGCAAAAAUGGGGUUAUCAGUCCAAACAGUGGCACCAUCUUUAGCCUUAAUCAGUCAUCAAACAAGCAUCAAAUUCCUCAUAUCUCGGGAAUCCAACAAUCUUCAUUUUCUUAUUCCAAAAAGAUGGACCCAAUAUACAAGUAGUUGUUUUGUUCUCAGAUUCCCCUUUCGCUCUUAGAAUUUCUCCCCAGACUUCUUUUCCGCUUUGCCCUCGUUUUUCUCGGUCUCACCCUCCUCUUCCUUCUUUGUUCCCAUUUAGUUUUCAUUCUCUUCCAUCUCUUUUAACUUCAAUGGCCACUUCUCAAGCUGACAAUUACUUCUCUCAGCCUUCCCAAACCCAAACGGUACGGGCUGUGAUAAAGGGUAGGGUUCAGGGUGUGUUCUAUAGGAACUGGACAAUAGAGAAUGCUACUCAAUUAGGCUUGAAAGGUUGGGUUAGGAACAGGAAGGAUGGUUCAGUGGAAGCUCUUUUCUCUGGUAGCCCGGACUCUGUUCAGGAGAUGGAGCAGAGGUGCCGUCGUGGUCCACCGGCUGCCAUGGUUACUGGGCUUGAAGUUUUCCCUUCCAAUGACGAUCCCGGCACUGGAUUUGAGAAGAAGCCUACAAUUUGAUGAUGCUAUAUAUAAAGAGGUUAGCCCAUUCUAUAUAAUAUAUAUGUUAUGUAUAAUCAAGUUCUCUGAGGAAUAAAAUAGCCAAGUGGUUGUGAAAUACUGAUGGUUAAUAAGUAGUAUCGAUGUUAACGAGUUUCGAAGUAUGAUAUAUAAUGGUCCUUUUCCAGUUAACCGAAGUUUGUUUGAUGAGCCUUCUGUCUAAUAAUUCUUAGAACAACAAUGUGAGACUGUGAAUAGAGAAACUAGUUAUGAAUA
Molecule: messenger RNA, 950 nt
Organism: Gossypium arboreum
Lineage: Eukaryota; Viridiplantae; Streptophyta; Magnoliopsida; Malvales; Malvaceae
Exons: 2
Coding region: 375-695 (106 amino acids)
Molecular function (GO): acylphosphatase activity
Source: RefSeq, a predicted model, not a curated record